This is a messenger RNA of Helicoverpa armigera (cotton bollworm), 1118 nucleotides long. Its product is annotated as alpha-tectorin. The transcript is spliced from 5 exons. Bases 131 to 628 code for a protein of 165 amino acids. The record is from RefSeq and is a predicted model, not a curated record. Lineage: Eukaryota; Metazoa; Arthropoda; Insecta; Lepidoptera; Noctuidae.
GACAAGGUAUAAUUAGGCAAUAUAGGUAUUGUGCUUAAUAGGGACGUCCAAGAGAAGUGUUAAUAACAAUAUUGAUGUUUACAAUAUAGUUGUAUUGUGAAUUCAUUCUCACAAGUGAAUCGGUUUAGAGAUGACGCGAUCUGUGUAUAUUGUCCUGUUUGUAAUUUUUGUCACCAUUCAUUCUAGUGUCCAACUGCUAGAAUGCGGGCCUUCAGAAGACGAAGACAACUGCCCAUCUGACUGCUACUCUGACAAGUGCCCGACAAGAGAACAUCAGAACGUUGGAUGUACUGCCUCCAGCGAAUGCGGCACUCCAAGGUGCAAAUGUCACUUCAACACUAGGAGGGCACUAAAUGGCACCUGUAUUAAGACUACAGAUUGUCCUCCAUUUGACUGCGAGCGUCCAAACGAGGAGUACGUAGCAUGCCCACCGUUCUGCCCUUCAGAUGACUGCAGACAGUCAACUCCUGAUGGCAGGUGCCCAAUAUAUGGCCAUAUCUUCAUAGUACUGGAGUGCGAACCGGCCUGCCGCUGCAUUAAAGGAUAUUGGAGAAAGGAAGGCGAAUGUGUACCUUAUGAAGAGUGUCCUCAACAUUCGACAACUCUGCAAAUACUUUACGGCCUUUAAUUUGGAAGAUCUCCAGUUUAUUCAUCAUCGGACAUCUCGCUGAAACUGCAUGGCUGGAUAUAAUCAAAAUAUCAGUAGAGACAUAAUAAUUAAGAAUACCCUGAGAAAUGGUGCAUUUAUGGAAAAUAUACUAAGCUAGCCAUUUCCGAUAUUUUUAAAUAUAAAAUAUACGAUAGAUGCACUAUUUAAUUGUAAGUAACAAUAACCGAACCAUUUCCAGUUGUCAAAUCGCCGAUUUAAAAAUGCGCGGCAUUUUCACGGCUGGUUAUGGUUUGGUUGUCAAAUGGGUCUUAGUUGGCUAACUAUUGUAAUUCCUCAAUGUAGCUAUUAAAAAGCGACUUUUUAAAUCCGAUGUUAUGAUGGUAACCGUAAAUCGUCUCGAAACAUAUAGAAAACUAAUCUUAAAACUUAUUGUAAAUGCUUAUUCGUAGUUAUUUUACUAUGUUAGGUACUGUACCUAUUUUACAUGUAUGUAGCAAUUUUCAAAUAU